Girardinichthys multiradiatus is the source of this 5200-nucleotide messenger RNA. Its product is annotated as 5'-AMP-activated protein kinase subunit gamma-2-like. The transcript is spliced from 16 exons. Bases 62 to 2401 code for a protein of 779 amino acids. Lineage: Eukaryota; Metazoa; Chordata; Actinopteri; Cyprinodontiformes; Goodeidae. The record is from RefSeq and is a predicted model, not a curated record.
AUCCUGAUUGGAUGUUCGUUCAGGUUGCUUCUUUCACCUGAGUUUCUCUAAAGCCUCAGCCAUGAAGCGCCUGAGCAGCCUGGUGCUCAGGAAGUGGAAGGACAAGGAGAGGUGGAUGGAGAGGAGAAGAAGUGAACCCUCAGCAAGAGGCGAGGAGGAGGAGGACGAGAGGAAGACAGACCCGGGACGCAGACAGACAGACAGACGUAUGCUGAGGAGGAGGUCUGAGCCAUGUGGACGGAUGGAGAAGGAUGAAAAGACUGAGGAGAGGAGGAAAAGCGACUGGAGGAAGUCUGACUCCAUCACGGAGGAGGGGGACAAGAUGGAGAAGGGCAGAGUGUCCUGUAUAAUGGUGGAGGACAUUGUGCGAGGGCACGAGGACAGGAGACAGAGGGACAUGGACCGGAAGACGAUGAGACGGCGCUCCGAGCCUUGCGGUAUUCUCUACGUCCAGCUUCUUCCUCUGUCCUGCAGGAAGAGACGGGAUCUACUACAGAGACGGACGGGACGGAGUACGUCGUGCAGCGAUGACGGGGACUGGCGGAUGGACAGGAGUGGGGGAGACAGAUGUCCAGAUUACAUGUCCAGGGGGAUGUCUGAGCCAGUUGGUCCUCUGGAAAACACCCACAGCCUGUCCUCCCCUCCUCUACCUCCUCCUGCUUCUCCUCCUCCUCCCUCCCAUCAGAAGGACGUGAGUGAUUUUCAUCUGGAGACGUACCUGACAGAGCCACGACGUCCAGAGACCAGGAGGCUGCGCUCCUACUCCUCACCUCCUGACAGCGGACAGCGAGCCUCCCACCUGCCCUCCUUCUCCUUCAUCGCCUCCUCCACCGGCAGCCAACUGCCUCCUCAGGCUCCGCCCCCACCUGCAUCUCCUCCCAUCAGGAGGCAGGUGGAGGUUGCAGACGGAAUGUCGGAGCAGCCGGAUCCUGGUGAUGCUGCGCCUGAGGAGUUGGAGAGAGACAUCUACAUGCGCUUCAUGAAGUGUCACAAGUGCUACGACAUCAUCCCCACCAGCUCCAAACUGGUGGUGUUUGACACCACGCUGCAGGUGAAGAAAGCGUUCUUCGCCCUGGUUGCUAAUGGAGUGAGAGCAGCUCCUCUGUGGGAGAGCAAGAAGCAAAGCUUUGUGGGGAUGUUAACCAUCACGGACUUUAUCAACAUCCUCACCAGAUACUAUAAAUCCCCCAUGGUGCAGAUCUACGAGCUGGAGGAGCAUAAGAUUGAGACAUGGAGAGAGUUGUACCUGCAGGAGACCUUUAAACCUCUGGUGCACAUCUCACCUGAUGCCAGUGUUUUCGAAGCGGUUCACUCUCUGAUAAAGAAUAAGAUCCAUCGGCUUCCUGUCAUCGAUCCAAUCAGCGGGAACGCUCUCUACAUCUUGACACACAAGAGGAUCCUGAAGUUCCUGCAGCUCUUUGUGUGUGAGAUGCCGAUGCCAGCCUUCAUGAAGCAGACUCUGGAGGAACUCGGAGUGGGAACAUACUCGAACAUCGCCUACAUCCACCCCGACACGCCGCUCAUCACGGCCCUUUCCGUGUUCACACACCGCCGGGUUUCGGCGCUGCCCGUUGUGGAUCAUAAAGGGAAGGUGGUGGAUAUCUAUUCCAAGUUUGACGUCAUUAACCUGGCUGCUGAGAAGACCUACAACAAUCUGGAUGUGACAGUCACUCAGGCUCUUAGACACAGAUCUCAGUACUUCGAAGGCGUCAUGAAGUGCAACAAACUGGAAACCCUGGAGACCAUUGUGGACCGGAUCGUGAAGGCAGAGGUCCACAGGCUGGUCGUCGUCGAUGACAAGUCCCGCAUCGUCGGCAUCGUGUCACUGUCAGACAUCCUGCAGGCGCUGGUCCUGACGCCCGCUGGUCUGAGGAGAAAGGAGUCCAUCCCCUCUCAACCCGGAGCCCUGAACUCAGCUGAGCUAGGGAGAGCAGGUCCAACUGAACUGGACCAGGACUCGGGUCUGGAGCCUGAGACAGAAGGCAUAAUUAUUCAGGGACAGGGAGGUGAGCCAGAGACAGUACCUGAAGCAGAAGCAGAUCAAGACCAAGAUCAGGACAAGGACCAGGGACUGGAUACUGGGAAAGUAAUAACAGUAAGCGAAACUGAACCAGAACAGGUUCAGGAGCCACGAGAGACCACAGAGGAGACCUGGAUGGAGGAAGACACUACUGAGAGCUGCCAGCAGAGGGAGGCAGAGGAUGAAGCAGCAGAGGGGGAGGCAUUUAGAGAGACACAGAAAGAGGAGAAGACAGGAGAGACGAAGGCGGGGCAGACGGAGGAGACAGAGGCGGGGGGAGGAGCAGCACAGCGAGACGAUGAGGCAGAUCAGGAGGAGGAUGAAGAGGCGGAUGGAAGAGGGGAGGAGGAUGGGGGAGUAGAUGGGGAGGUGGGGGACUGAUGUCAUCUUAGUGCAUCUCACUGGACUCUGAGGACUCAGGUCAGACCACAGAAGGAGAAUCAGAGAGGACAGGAAGGCUGAGGGAUGGACUAUAAUUGGACUGCUGCUGAGGUGGGCGGGGCCUGUGACUGAGCAAUCAGAGGGAGGCUUUGGUUCUGUCUGCUGGGUUCUGGGGGAGUUUCAUGAUGAUCUGUUACCAUGGUAACUCGAGGACCAUCAAAGCAGCAGAAUGGUUCUACAUCCUCUAGUGGUGUAAGUCCAUCACUGCAACCUCAUAAGGUUUAUUUCCUGCAGGGAAACAAAAAACCAUGAAACUCAACCAGAACCAGAACUGAUCCUUGGGCCACCCUGAGCAUCUGGUUUGUAUGUCUGAUUGGUAGAUAGAGUUUGAAUGAGCCAAUCACUGAUCAGCUGCUGCUCAUUAGUAACAUGUCCUGUUUUAUAGUUGGAACAAAUCAAAUAUCGUCACUUUUAUCUAAAGUUUUAAGAUUCUGUUGAAAAUGAUUUUAUUAUGGAAAUUAUUGUGUUUCUAGUUCCUGCUGCAGACUGUAAGGGGGCGGGGUGCUGCACAGUUUGGACCAAUGAGAGAAUAACGCAGAUUUAAAUUAAUAUAUUAAUAUACUAACUGUUCUCUGCCCAUAGGGAUUCUAUGGCAUGUAGUAAUUGAAAAGGUAACAGCUGUGAUGUCAUCAUGAUAAGUCAGUGACAUCACCGGCUGUGUUUCCAUGGAGACGUGUAGCUGCUGCUGUGAACACAAUGAAUUAAAACUGCUAAUAGAAGUGUUGUUUUUUUUUAUGGAGAAUCUUUCAACACAUUUACUGGAUGCAGCAAGUCCACCAGGGGAUGGGUGAAGCUCUCAGGAACUGAUGUUUGGUGUUAAAGGGUUAGGUCUCAGACCUGAGAUGAAGGAGGUGACCAUUCGUUUGAAGGAUGGCUGCAGAGAUGUACCCAGUCUGUAGCAUCCUGAAAUGUCUCCGCCAACAGAUGGUAGACAAGAGGACAAGAAGCUCUAGGUCCGACCAGCUACUACUGCGCAGCUGUAGGUCAAGAUGUGUGAUGAGGAGAAGCUUGUCGAUGUGCUGGAUGACAUAUCAGAUGACGAAUUCACCACCUUCAAAUGGCACCUGAAGAAGGAGACCUGGAAAGGCAUAGAUCCCAUCAAAACCACCAAGUUGCAGAAGGCAGAAAGGCUUGAUGUUGUGGACCUGAUGGUGCAGAAGUACCAGCUCAGUGGAGCUAUGAUGGUCAUGAUGAAUGUUUUCACGAAGAUUAACAGGAAUGACCUGGUGAAGAAGCUCACAGACCUCAGUCCUGAGGCUGAAGUUCCUGGUCCAGCAUCCUCUUCAAACUCCUCGGACAACUCGGUUGACAAGUUGACAUCAGUGCGGGGACAGUUUGUGAACAAAGUCUCCGCGGCGGUUCUGCAGCAGCUGCUAGACAGAAUGCUGGGAGAAAAAGUUCUGACCGACUGUGAAAUGGAGUUUGGUAACAUCAACAAGGGGGAUAAAGCCCGAUCGGUGGUUGACAUGGUGAGGAACAAGGGCUCCAAGGCCAGCUCAGCUCUGAUCACUGCUCUGUGUGAGGUGGAUCCAUGUCUGGCAGAAGAGCUGAAGCUCAAGUAGAAGAAGACAGAGGAGAACCACGUACCAGUGACCAAGACCCUCUGAUCUAAUACUCUUGAAAUUAACCCAAAAGAAUCAUUUGUCAGUUACAGUAAGUUGCAGAAACAUGUUUUUACUAAUCUGCUGAUUAGGAGAACCAACCAAGAAGGCAAAUCAGAACCACAUUUUUAUCCUAAAAUCCAGUAUGGAUAUAAAAUGACCAGAACCAUGGUUUCAUCUGAAAUCACCUGUAGCUCAGCAGAUCAUGGCAUAGUGCUGUGUUUUCAUGUCGACUGCACGUCCCAUCAGUUGUCCCCUCAAUGAGACGUCCAGCAGGCUUUCUGUCACCUCACAGACCGUCUCCAUCCAAAGGACGCAACUUCCUGCUUCUCCAUUUGGGUUUUCAAAAUAAAAUCACAGUACCACAGAAAUAGUCACGCAGAUUUAUUGUUUGUUCCGUGGCCAGGUAUCGUUCCAGGGCCCACUGUUUGGGGGCCCUGAUUCAGAACUAGCUUUCUGUGUCAUUACAAGCAGCAUGAAACCGAAGAACCUCAGUAAAUAUGAACAGACUUAACCUAAAUGUCCCAGAAGCCAGAAGACCCUAUUAGAACCCUAAUAGUUAGUUUUGCUGAACAAACUUCAGAUAUUUUCUCUCUUUCUUACCAAAUAAUCCACAUUUAUACCAAAGUUCAAACUAAGAACGUCACAGUGAGCUGAUUGGCUCCAACACACAGGCUCAACUCUGAUUGGAGGUCUCCAGAAAGGGGUUGGGCUUGUCUUAAUGUUUAUUAUUGCAUAGCCUGCCCUCUCAGAAAGAUGAUAUGAUUGCCUGAAUUUGUCAUCAUUCAUGCCAGAUCCCUCAAGACAGCAGGACCACCAAUCACACACCUGAUGGUUCCUUUAUCUGCCUAGCAACACAGCUGGAUGAAUUCUCACUGGAGGAAAAAUGAAACUAGAAAUUCCAAAUCUUCCUGACUGGUUUGUUAAAUGAGUCCCUCAGAGAACCCCAAGAGUUGGCCACAGGAUGAAGAUGAUGAUACUUCUUCUCCAUCUUCUGUGUGCAGCAAACAUCAGAGAGAACUGAAACCAAUAAGAGUUCUGUUGGUCCAACAUCAGACUGAUGUGUGUUCUGUUUCUUUGUCUCUGUUUAACUCUGCAGCUGAUCACUGAUUCUAAUAAAACAACAUAUUGAGUCAGA